Molecule: messenger RNA, 309 nt
Organism: Staurois parvus
Lineage: Eukaryota; Metazoa; Chordata; Amphibia; Anura; Ranidae
Source: the annotation of a GenBank genome assembly
CCUAGGCAACACAAAAAUUGUCUGCCCCUACGGACACCGACCAACACCCCUGCCCCCCACCCGGGAGAGCCUUCCACUACCUCCCUCCCCCUGCGAUUGAGAGAAAGACACUCGUCUUCACAGCUCCAGACAUCCCCAAGAACGAAAGUCAGGCUCUACAUACACCAUCAAGCAGCCCCUCUCAGAUCCCACCUGGUUCCCUUGGUGAGCGGGUCCCUUCUUUCAUCCCUUCUUCUGGGGGGAAGUGCUGCCCCCCUAAAAACUGCCGCCCUAGGCAAGUGCCUUGUGGUAAAUACGCCCCUGCAUAGA